Klebsormidium nitens is the source of this 3877-nucleotide messenger RNA. The record is from the annotation of a GenBank genome assembly. NCBI's taxonomy places the organism in Eukaryota, Viridiplantae, Streptophyta, Klebsormidiophyceae, Klebsormidiales, Klebsormidiaceae.
CCUGAUGUGGACUCGGAGCAGCUGACAUGGCGCCCCAGGGCUCAGUACAGCUCUAGAGAGGGGACUGGGCAAGCCUGUUCAAUCGUGCAUUUUACGCUGAAUCGGAUGCUUUAACGCUGUUUCUCCUGCGGGCGUUUGGGUUAGCCAGCCCCUGAAUGACCCGCUCAUUUCGCUCCGUCUUCAAACGCGGCCCACAUGAGCACGGCCCAGCUGCACUCGCAGGAGGCUCUUCCGCUGCGGGGGGGGAGCAUGGCCGCCACCAUGACCGAGACAAUGCACCGGGGGCUGCAUUCCCAGGACCCAGACGGGGUGGCCCAUGAGAUUGGCAUGCUUCUCCGCGGUCCCAGCAGGGCGCGCUUUGAGAACCUCCUCUCGCGCGAUGUUCCUCAGAGGAGCGGCAGCGCGCCUCCCAGCGUGGAGGGCAGCCUGGCUGGAGUUGCGUCUCUAAGUAACCUCUUCCACAGCCAGAACGGCGGGGAGGCCCUCACGGCGCGGGACAAAGCGGGCAUUGCAGCUGCGUAUGCCGAGGACUACAACAUCCCCGAGAAUGAGAAGGAGCUGCGGUCUGACCCUGCUUACCUGGCGUACUACUACUCCCACAUCAACCUGAACCCCCGCUUGCCCCCACCCCUGAUUUCGUGGGAGAAUUGGCGGCUGGCGCAAAGGUUGCAGGCGGGGUUGAAGGCAGGGGGAGGGUUUGACGGUGCGGGAAGGCCGCGCGGGGUGGCGGAGGAGAAUGGGCCCCUGAGCAAGUCGCUGUUUGCGACGCAACCGGUGCUGCCGACGCAUAGGGAGGAAGAACCGGAACAGCUGGCAAAUGAGAGUGACGGUUUGGAUAUGGGCAAUUCUGCAGGAAUGGGCGGUCUCUCGAACCCCCAGCACGAUUGGCAGCGAGACCCUGGGGUGCUGUUGGGGCUAACCAGCAUGGGGCUGGGGGCCAAGCCCAAGAGCCUGGUGGACCUCAUCCAGGAGGAUUUUCCCCGCACGCCCUCCCCUGUCUACAGCCACUCGCGCAACGCCAACCGCGAUGACGACGCGCCUUCGCUCCUGCAAGAAGCCGCCGCGCUGCACCGCGCUGAGUCGCCUGCGCCUGUCCCGCGCUCGAACACCGCAACACCCAAACCUUUGGGCAGUCUGGGCAUCCCCUCCCCUGCAAGCACUCUCUCAGGCCCCCCUUCGGUGGGUGCUCCACCAAGGCACGCGAGUCCCGCGCCAAUUGGAACGGGCGCUACGGCGGGUUUGCAUGAGGGAGGGGGUUUGCACAACCUUAGCCGCGCGAACAGUGCGUCGGCGUCGGAUCUGACGGCCCAGAUGCAGGGGUUGAGGGUCGGAGGAGGAGAAGGGUUUCGGGAUGGGGGCAUGGAGCAGGAGCACCAGGUACAUUCGCGUGGGGGGGAGAGCCACAGGAAAGCGCUGCAUCCACAGGACAACUACCGCAAGCCGAGCCACCGUUCCCACCCUCAGGACCACCCCCGCAGCCGCACCAGCAGCAUCCCGAUGUCCGUUCCAGGGGGCCCUGGAGGCCCCUCCGGCGGCCCCCCCGAAAUGUUCAGCGCCGCAGCGGCUGCCGCUAUGUACCAGCACAUGGCCAACAAUCCCGCCUACUUCCAAAACAUGCAAGCGGCAGCAGCCAUGUACGGGCCCCAGUAUGCCGCGGCAGCCGCAAUGCAAAUGGGGGGUUUCCCAAUGAGCCCAACGAUGGUCAGCCCGUUCGGCAGCUACCCCCCCUCGGGAAUGAUGUACGACCAGGGGGGUGCGGGGAUGCAUCCCAUGUACCGGGGCGGCGCCCCCCAGGCGGAUCCCAUGUACAUCGCCUACCUCCAAAGGAGCGCCGAUGACGCGAGGAUGGGGCGAGAACCCGCUCCUUAUGUGGGGACGCCACCUGGCGCUGGCGGGGAGCUUCUGAUGGAGCGGGGGGCUUUGGGUGGUUUCGGGUUCAGCCCUGAACGCCGCCCCGGGGGGGUGAAUGUCCCUGCCCCCAAGGGGGGUGGCCACAGCCCGGCGUACUAUGGAUCCCCCCCUGGGGUGGCGCCAAUGUAUCCGGGGCCUGCUAUGGCGCCUCUGGGGGGGGUGCGAAGGGAGGAGAGGAUGGCGAGGGGGGCCCCGGUUGAAAGGGGCCGGCAGCCCCCCGGGUAUGGGCAGUGGGGCGGGGAGAAAGCGGAGGAGACGCGGGGGUCGGGCCUGCUGGAGGAGUUCAAGAACAGCAAGACGAGGAGGUUUGAGCUGGCGGACAUUGUGGGGCAUGUCGUGGAGUUCAGUGCGGACCAGCACGGCAGCCGGUUCAUCCAGCAGAAGCUGGAGGUCGCACCCCCCCAGGAGAAGCAGAUGAUCUUUGAGGAGGUCCUCCCGCGCGCGCUCACGCUCAUGACCGACGUCUUUGGCAACUACGUCAUACAGAAGUUCUUUGAGCACGGCACCCCUCCCCAGCGGCGCGAGCUGGCGAAGCAGUUACAGGGCCACGUGCUGGCGCUGUCCCUACAGAUGUACGGAUGCAGGGUCAUCCAAAAGGCGCUGGAGGUGGUGGACCGUGCGCAGCAGAGCGCGCUCAUUGCGGAGCUGGACGGGCAGGUGAUGCGCUGCGUGCGCGACCAGAACGGGAACCACGUCAUCCAAAAGUGCAUCGAGUGCGUCCCCGCCGACCGCAUCGGCUUCAUCGUCAACGCCUUCUACAGCAACGUCGUCAGCCUCUCCACGCACCCCUACGGCUGCCGCGUCAUCCAGCGCGUGCUGGAGCACUGCCCGGAGCAGCAGGCGGAGCUGGGCAUCAUGGAGGAGAUCUUGCGCGCCACGACGACGCUGGCGCAGGACCAGUACGGCAACUACGUCGUGCAGCACGUGCUGGAGCACGGCCAGCCCGCAGAGAAGAAGGACAUCUGCACCAAGCUCGCGGGGCAGAUCGUGGCCAUGAGCCGGCACAAGUUUGCCAGCAACGUGGUGGAGAAGUGCGUGGAGUACGGCGGCCCCGCUGAGCGUCAGCUGGUGAUCACGGAGAUGCUGGGCCAGACGAACGAGAACGAGCCGCUGCAGGCCAUGAUGAAGGACCAGUUCGCCAACUACGUCGUGCAAAAGGUGCUGGAGGUGGCGGACGAGGGCCAGCGGGAGUACCUGCUCGGUCGCAUCAAGGUGCACCUGCACGCCCUCAAAAAGUACACCUACGGCAAGCACAUCGUCGCGCGCGUCGAGAAGCUCAUUGCAUCCGCAGAAAACCCCGGGUCUCAGUCACGACGCAACGACCGCAACCGGUCCGACCACCGCCACUGAGCUGCCCUCUAGUCCACCCGGCCGCAUCGUUUCCGGCGUGGAUUCUUCUUGGGUGGUCGAUGUGCGGUCAUAAGCUUGGGGCUUUGUAUACAGGAUGCAUAGCGUUGUGUACAAAAUAUAAACGAGCAGGGUGGAGUGCGUGUACAUACCGCAGAGGGGCGCACUCUAGCCUUGAGUGACCGGCGGUGUUCAAAACGUUCCCAGGCGAGGGGGUUGACGAGCGGGCAUGUAUGAGGUCUUUGUGUACUCUCUGUGCAUACGAUUGAGUGACGGACGGGAAAGAGAGAAGGGGAGUCUCCGGGGAACCGGGUGUGGAGCUCCGCAGGCCAUUCUUAAUGUGGACGAUAUUAGUUUGCGAAUAGUACUUCAGAACGGGUAGUCUCGGCAAUUGCAGCUGUGUAUAGAGCGGGGGUUUCCAUAGAGUUGUAGCCACGCUGUGUACGGGGCGACGGUUUGGGGGACCUUGUCGCGCAGCACACUGUGAAGAGAGACAUACGAGUCCGCCAAAACCGUGCAUCCCGGGUAGGGCCGUAAGUAGAAAUGUAUGUAGUAGUACUAUCUGUAUAGGCGCUGGCGUUGUAUAUAUCGUACAGCUGCUGAUACGACUCAAAUAAGG